Molecule: messenger RNA, 264 nt
Organism: Didymodactylos carnosus
Lineage: Eukaryota; Metazoa; Rotifera; Eurotatoria; Philodinida; Philodinidae
Source: the annotation of a GenBank genome assembly
AUGUCAUCAUCAUCAUCGAAUUCUGUUAAUCAAUAUGAUGUGGUUGCAGUUGUAAAAAGAGCUGUCGAAAUUAUGAGUAAAUUUCCGUCAAGAGAGAUUCAAUUAUUAUCCGUGUUAAUUAUGAUGAAUCCUGAAAAUGGUACCGGAUGUCUUUCACAAAUAAAUACUGAUGAAGGUAAAACAACAAUUGUUGCAAUGUUAGCUGCAAUUAAAGCUCUUGAAGGACAUCAAAUAAAUAUUGUUACCUAUAUUCACCAGAAUUAG